AACAAAAAUCAAAUUAAACGUGAAUUUCAAAUUCGAACAAACAGGAACUUUCAGUUUUUCACAGUGGCGCGGACUAUCCUUUCUUAAAACAACAAUCUUAUAGGAAACUGACUAGCUUAUAAUAACUGUUUCCAGCGUUGCCCAAAUCGUUGGAUAUCUUUGGGGAAAUUUUUUGUACUAUCCGGUUUGUAUUAAUUGUUCUGACUAGGUGGAUCAACUGUCUUGCACUGAUCGAAGCUAUUGUUAUUAUAAAGCAUAAAACCUGAGCUAAUGGGCUUCCACAUUUGGGAAAUCGAUUUUUGGUUUUGUUCCAGAAUGAAUACCCUGCGUUUCUUUAUACUAAUUGCCAUAGGACCGAUCGCAGUAAGGAAUCGAAAUAUAUAUUAGGAUGAGAACUGAGGAGUUGUAUACGAGCAGAUCUGCGGAAACUUUGAGUUCAACAAUGUUCGCUGCUUGGUGCGGGAUCGGGUAUUUUUGGACUUUGAUUACUGCUAUCUGAGAUCUGUGAAUCGAACGUAUAAGUACAUGUCGCUGAAAACCAAACUUCACAAGCUGCCGAUUACUAACACCGUGACCAAUUUCCAGAUAAGGAUGCGCGAGAAUAAGAGAAUCCUGUACAACUUCGAUGUCCGCUUCGAUGCCUGUAAGUUCCUACGCGAUCGCAGCAACGUCAUUGUCAACUGGAUUUUCAAAACAUUCGCCGACUUCUCGAAUUUCAACCACACCUGCCCCUAUCACCAUGAUAUUAUCUUGGAUAAGCUUCCCGUUCAGCAUAUAAACAAUAUCAUCCAGACGGUUGUGCCGGAUGGCCGAUACUAUCUCAAUAGCACCUGGUUUGUCGAUGGCAUUCCGCGGGCCGAUGUAAUAAUCUACUUUACCAAAAGCUAAAUAAACGGAUAUUUAAAUAGUCUUUAAA
Messenger RNA from Drosophila miranda, 916 nucleotides. RefSeq lists its product as uncharacterized. Lineage: Eukaryota; Metazoa; Arthropoda; Insecta; Diptera; Drosophilidae. The record is from RefSeq and is a predicted model, not a curated record. The transcript is spliced from 4 exons. The coding region runs from base 526 to 888 and encodes 120 amino acids.